This is a messenger RNA of Protopolystoma xenopodis, 258 nucleotides long. The record is from the annotation of a GenBank genome assembly. Lineage: Eukaryota; Metazoa; Platyhelminthes; Monogenea; Polystomatidea; Polystomatidae.
AUGCCAAGUUCGUCGUCCAAAACAAACGCGCAAUCCCAGACCAGAGCUUCCUCCAGCGGAGACACUCUAGCCUUUAUGUACACCUGCUCUCCAGCCAGCUUGGCAGCCAACACAAUCAUGGAAGAAAGUGGAGAACAGUAUGGCCACUCAGAAACAGAUUUCCUGGCUCCGAAACCGUCAGAGCGAGGGGGACGAUCUCGAUUCCUUGGCAUUGUCAAAGGGGGCCUCAAGAAAGGCCGGCUGGGGAUGAUUGGCUAA